CUCAUCUCGGCCGUUGUCUCUGCCUCAUAGUUCUACCGAAUCAAGGAGCGAAAAGGCGUUCUCGUUCCAUCGCGAAUUCAAAAAAGAAAGAGCGGAAAACUUCUAUUUAAUGCAACGGAAAAAACACUUUUUUUCUUUUUGCUAAUUCCAAGGCAUUAUUCCCUAUACACAUCCAGGAAAUCCAAUCAGCUUCUUUGAAUACCGUGACUGUUAGCAGCACUGCAGCUUCAGCUUCUACUAAGCUGUACCAAAAAUCCCUUGUGCGUUCCCGUUUCUCACUUCAGUUUCAUUUCUGCCCGGAAGUUCAUGGCUUUUAACUUCAAUCUGCCCUUUCUGAUCCUUGUUGCUAUAGUACCCUUUGCUAUCUCCCAGACUAACAUCGAAGCACCACCUCCUGCGGCCAAUUCCUGCAAUGGGAUUUUUUUGUCCUACCAAUAUGGAGGAGGAACCCAGCUCAAGCCCACUAAUCCAACCCACCAGCCCUACAGAUUCGAGUCCACGUUGAGUAUACAAAAUAACGGCCUUGAUCAGCUCAAAUCUUGGAAGGUUUUUGUGGGUUUUAAGAAUGAUGAGUUUUUGGUCUCUGCUUCUAAUGCUAUUCUUGCUGAUGGCACUAGCUUGCCUGCCAGCGUUGGUAAUGGGACUAUUUUUGCUGGAUAUCCUAUGACUGAUCUCAAAACGCCAAUUGAGACUGCAGGGGAUUACACUCAGACCUCUGUUCAGGUUAAGCUGUUGGGGACUCAGUUUGGUGUCCCGUUGAAGGAUGUGCCUUGGCCAUCUAAUAUCGCGCUUGCUAAUGAUGGCUUUGUUUGCCCUAAGACUACUAAGGAAGGUAGUAUGAUGUAUGUUUGUUGCACCAGAGAUGAGAACUUUAAAUCAAACAUCAGUGUGGAGGAGGAAUUCCUGCCUCGCCAGAAUGGGGAUCUAACAAUUAUUUAUGAUGUAAUCAGAACAUAUGAUUCCAAUUACUGGGCACAGGUUUCCAUUGAAAAUCACAAUCCCCUUGGUCGUCUUGAUAAUUGGAAAUUGAGCUGGGACUGGAUGAUGGAUGAAUUUAUCUACACCAUGAAAGGGGCUUAUCCCUACGUAGUUGAUUCAUCUGACUGCAUUUUUGGCCCGCAGGCUACAUUUUAUAAGGAAAUAGACUUUGCCAAUGUAUUGAACUGUGAAAGAAGGCCAACAAUCAUUGACCUGACUCCAACGAAGUAUAAUGACACAACCUUUGGGCUCAAGCCAUUUUGUUGUCGAAAUGGUACCAUCUUGCCACCAUCAAUGGACCCAAGCAAGUCAACUUCAGUUUUCCAGAUGCAGGUUUUUAAAAUGCCACCAGUUCUUAAUCGGUCUGACCUAACACCACCACAAAACUGGAAGAUCAAUGGCACACUUAACCCUGAUUAUCAAUGUGGUCCCCCAGUAAGAGUGAGCCCUAGCCAAUUCCCAGACCCAAGUGGCUUACCAUCAAGUUCAACUGCAGUUGCUAGCUGGCAGGUAGUAUGCAAUAUCACUCACCCCAGGGGUGUGAGCCCCAGAUGCUGUGUAUCAUUUUCUGCUUACUACAAUGAUUCUGUUGUCCCAUGCAAUACCUGCGCAUGUGGUUGCGCUAGUAACACAGAAAGAACUUGUAGUGCGACUGCUCCAGCUGUUCUUCUUCCUCCAGAGGCACUGCUUAUAUCUUCUGAUAAUCGUACGGCCUUGGCUAGGGCUUGGGCUGACCUUAAACAUCAAUCAGUGCCAAACCCAAUGCCCUGUGGAGAUAAUUGUGGGGUGAGCAUUAACUGGCAUUUAUAUACAGAUUAUACCCAUGGAUGGAGUGCAAGGAUCUCAAUUUUCAACUGGGAUGAAAUUGCAUUUCCUGAUUGGUUUGCUGCAGUAAAAUUGGAUAAAGCUGCUGCUGGUUUUAAAGCAAUGUAUUCAUUCAAUGGAAGCAUGGUGAAGGGCGUCAACAGCACCAUAUUCAUGCAAGGGCUUCCAGGAUUGAACUAUCUUGUGGCUGAAACUGAUGGAGCUGACCUGCAAAAGAAUCCUAGGGUGCCUGGAAAGCAGCAAUCUGUGAUCUCAUUUACAAAGAAAUCUAUGCCUGGACUCAAUGUGGCUGCUGGAGAUGGGUUUCCGACUAAAGUAUUCUUCAACGGGGAGGAGUGCUCACUUCCUAAAAUAUACCCAACAGGUAACGGCAAUAGAAGGGAGCCGACUAUGACUUUGUGGAUCUUCCUAGCAACUGUGUUGGGCAUGCUGAUGCAGCAGUAGCUGGCAGAUGAGAAGCUACUUGGUCUUAAUGUGUAUUCUAAUUCUUUUCAUUCAUUCCGGAUUUUCGCAUAUACAUGCUCAUCCAGCAGUGACGCACACCAAGAUUAGCUAAUAGGAGUGUUGUGAAUUUGAUUAUUGCCAGUGGUUGUGCUGUUCUCUGCACAUUCUAAACGGCUGAUAUAUACUAUACUGUGAGAGCAUUGUUUUAAGCGAAUGUACAAUUUGACAUCACGUGUAGGGUUUGAAAAGUGUUAGUAAUUGAUUAGUUUCUUCCUUGUGCUA
Molecule: messenger RNA, 2529 nt
Organism: Manihot esculenta (cassava)
Lineage: Eukaryota; Viridiplantae; Streptophyta; Magnoliopsida; Malpighiales; Euphorbiaceae
Product: COBRA-like protein 7
Exons: 2
Coding region: 307-2247 (646 amino acids)
Biological process (GO): cellulose microfibril organization
Cellular component (GO): membrane
Source: RefSeq, a predicted model, not a curated record